This is a messenger RNA of Opisthorchis viverrini, 474 nucleotides long. RefSeq lists its product as hypothetical. The transcript has 3 exons. The record is from RefSeq and is a predicted model, not a curated record. Lineage: Eukaryota; Metazoa; Platyhelminthes; Trematoda; Opisthorchiida; Opisthorchiidae. Bases 1 to 474 code for a protein of 157 amino acids.
AUGUCUAGGCUUGAACAACCUGGUAGUAUCCCAGCCCUCGUUCUACCCCCGGGUGGCAUGCGCAGGAUACUCACCUGGAACUCAGCUGAAUAUCUCGUUUGUGAUGUUUCCAGACAACUGAAUGUGCUGCACCAGGCCGCCUCAUGUUUCAGUCGCCACGAUAUUCGAGAUAUCGCGACACAUGUAAAUAUUUGUGAUGUACUACUCAUAAGGUUGCUGAAAAUCCGUCGGCAGCCCACGACCGGUUUUGCACUUUUUGGGGCUCAUCAGGUUGCACUUGAGACCCAAUUGCACGAAAUUAACGAAUAUACACUCAUUUGCAAACUAAUUUGGUUUUUCGAGAGACUCACCUGGAACCCAGCUAAGCCUCUCGUUUGUGAUGUUUCCAGGCUCGUGUUUUUUCGUUUCUGUUUCACAUAUGGUAGCCAAGAUGCCAGUAUACGCGUUUCGGUGGAUGCGUGUAUAGCUGCUUGA